AUGAAGAAGAGAAAUUAGAAACUAUCUGAUUUAUGUGUCACAUCAAAAGUGCUUUGCGCAAGAUUCGGAACUUACACUAAGCAAUUAAUAGCUGCCGGAGAUGAGAAGAAUAGCGUUCAAAUCUGGUAAAUUGGAAAUCAAAAACCCAUUGCAGUACUUCUAUAAUACAUUCCUAGACAUUAAGUUCAUUAAACACUUCAAAUGCGUAAGUUGAAGUUGCAAGCGUGA
Paramecium tetraurelia is the source of this 228-nucleotide messenger RNA. RefSeq lists its product as uncharacterized. The record is from RefSeq and is a predicted model, not a curated record. The transcript has 2 exons. NCBI's taxonomy places the organism in Eukaryota, Ciliophora, Oligohymenophorea, Peniculida, Parameciidae.